CCCGACUCCGGCCACCGCCCACCAGAAGUCCAGAACUCUCUCUUUGCUCUCCAUUUGCAACGGUGCACUGUAUUACUGUGGAAGCAUCGAAGGAGGAAAGUCGUUUCCUUUUCUUGCAAAGGGAGCGAUCGCCGAUAAACCCUGAUUUCUGAAGGGGUUAGCAAUUCAGCCUCACUCAUCGACGAGCUGUUGAUUUCUGCUAUUUCCGUCGAUUGUUCUCGCCGGUAGAAAUGGCUAGGGACUCGAUGCCGCGGCCGUGGUUUCUCGAUUUGGUGCCUUUCAUCGUCGUCGUGCUAAUAGCAGCGCACGUUCUCGCUCUGGUAUACUGGAUUUACAGAGUAGCAACUGAGAAAAAUCCACUGAGGAGGAAGGCACAUUGAGCGAGCGUCUUCCCAGGCAGUUGCUGGUUGGACUCGAACGGAGUUGAGUCUGGACACGAGAAUAUACACACGGGUGUACAAUGCUGUGUACUUUUUCCACAAGCUGUAGCCUACUUUACCCCGGUUCGUCUGUUGAUCUUCUUCUCUUUCGUGGUCUGUGGCUAUUGCGGUUGUACAUACUCACUCUCCUAGGGUACCUGUUUCAGACCUGUCACGAUUGAUCGAUAAAUUUGACGGGCUGAUAACAAUAUCAUAAGUUCAUUACCUCUCAAUUGCUU
Messenger RNA from Linum tenue, 658 nucleotides. The record is from the annotation of a GenBank genome assembly. Lineage: Eukaryota; Viridiplantae; Streptophyta; Magnoliopsida; Malpighiales; Linaceae.